Molecule: messenger RNA, 4704 nt
Organism: Toxotes jaculatrix (banded archerfish)
Lineage: Eukaryota; Metazoa; Chordata; Actinopteri; Toxotidae
Product: claspin
Exons: 24
Coding region: 191-4228 (1345 amino acids)
Biological process (GO): mitotic DNA replication checkpoint signaling; mitotic G2 DNA damage checkpoint signaling; activation of protein kinase activity
Molecular function (GO): anaphase-promoting complex binding
Source: RefSeq, a predicted model, not a curated record
UAUGGAACAGGCGGGAGGAAGAGGAACAGCCCGGCUAAAACGCUUUCUAAAUGUGCUUUAGAGGUCUAACAUAGCCUUUGCCACUCAGACAUUUAGUUAUCGACGUCUGUUUUGGCUGCCAAGAUUCGUCGAAGCGUUGUCUCCGCUGGAUUCUUUUUAUAAAAGAGCGUAAACUAGCCGACGGACAAAGAUGAGCCUGGUCCUUUCUCAACAACAGGCUGAGGGGCUUCCAGCAGUGGCCCAAACAGCAGCAGAGAGUGAUUCAGACAGCGGGGUGGGCUCUCCAGCAGAGGAGAUGGUUACAGAGACCACCAACAAUAGAGAGCAGCUUCCAGAUUCAGAUGAUGAUGUAGACAUCACAGCUCACAGAAAGCCCCGUCGUAAUGCCAUUAGAGACAGUGACAGUGAGGAGGAGGCAGCUGCAGACAACAGUGUCCACAUGGCGGAAGCGUUGGCAUUAUCCGCAUCCAGCGGAGAGGAGAUGGAGACAGGAGAGGCAGAUGAGAGGAGAGAGAAAGACGCACAGAAGAGCAGGAGAAUAAGCCGUGCACCCAUUGACAGUGAAGACAGUGACCCUGAAAAAGGGAAAUGUGAAGAAAUGGAGGAGCAACAUGAUGAGGCGAAGAGGGAAGUGAAAUCAAAGGAACGGAAGAAGAGAGAGAAGAGCCAGAGGCAUCGGGAGAAAAAGGAGAAACAUAGCAAAGCAGUGAAAAAACUGAAGAAGAAAGAGAGAUUCUCUGAAGCAAGUGACGACACACCUCUCCCUCGGGCUCUGAAUGACAGUGGGUGUCCACUGGGCGACACAGACCUGUUUGACACUGGUCUGGAUGAGGAGGAGGAUGAAGAGUCCCUGGAUGCCAUCCGAGCUGCUGUCAAACACAAGAUGAAAAAACAUAAGGAUCCUCUCCUGAAUGAAGACGAAGAAGAUGAUGAAGAGGCACCAGAGAAACCCCAACGUGUGGAGAGGAAAGCUGCACGUGCCAGCAAGGAGGCAAUGAAACAGCUCCACAGUGAAUCUCAGCGGCUGGUCAGAGAGUCCACACUUGGCCUGCCGUACCACAUGCCUGAGCCCAAGACCAUUGACCAGUUCUAUAAGAAGAAAGCCAGGCCAGAAGGCCCCGCCAUGGCAUUGCUCAAAUCUACAAAGUAUGCAGCUAUGAUGUUGGAGACACCAUCAGCUCCUCCUCCACCUCCUGUGAACCCAUCCUGCGAGCCCGAACAGCCAUCCGCAAAGCAGGACUCUUCUCCUUCUCUGGAUCUCUCCUGUACUCAGAUCCAGCCCAUACCUUAUCCUGCUGCCACCUCGUCCCCGCAACAGGAGAGCCCCAGCCAGGCCAGAGAAGCAACUGCGAGCCCAGAUCCCUGCCAGGAAUCUGGCCCGGUCCUUUACCUCUCUGAGACUCUGCAGGAGUCAGGCUCAACAGAUGGAAUAAUGAAAGCUGCUUCUGAGUUGGGCGAAGAAACCUCUGAUGCCCCUGUAGAACAAAGCCAGACUGUAGUAAAGUCUGACACUGAAGCUCCGCAAAAAGAGCCUGCAUCAGGGGAUUUGGUGGAGCUUGUAGCUGCUCAGUGUGGGAGCACCGAUUCAGCUGCAGCAGAGCCUUCAAUUCAGCAACCCAGCAAGCCCAAGAAGGACAAAUUGGCCAGACUGAAGGAGCUUGGACUGGACCCCCCACCUGUUGCUAAAUUGUGUCCUGAUAAUGGAGCCUUUGUUGAGCUCGAGCCUCCACAGCUCAACCCUGGUGUUGUGGCCCUAAGGGCGCGCUACCUUCGUCAUGUCCAGGCCCCUGCAAGGCCCCAGGGAGAGCGCACGAUGCAGCUCAGCAUCAUACGCAAAGACAGCACCCCGUCUGGCCAAGAAGAGUUGCACACUGAGUCAGUCACUGUCACUGUUAAGGAGGGAGCAGAUGAGCCAGUGCCCAAAAUACCCGGAGAGAAGCUGCUGACUCUGAAGCAGCGUCUCCAGCUUGCCAUGGCCCAACGGAGAAAGGAGGAGCGAGCGCGUAAGGCUGAGCUGAAUCGCCUUGACAAUGAAGACUGUGGAGAGGAAGAAGAGGAGGAGGAAGAGCUGACAGAUGAGUCAGAGGAAGAAGAGGGUGUAGACGACUUACUGGGAGGUGAUGAUGGAGGGGAGGAAGAGGAGGAGGGCAGUGUAACUCAGAGCAUCAGGAGCCCUUCUCCUGUGGCACUGACUGGACCCUCGCCGAUUCCUGACCUUGUUAACACAGAUGGCACACUCAUGCUAUUCCCUGGCAACUCCUGCUUUCGCACUGGUGAUGGCGUAAGGAGGUCUGGUCCUUCUGGGCAGGACAGCAGUAGUAAGAUGGAGGAGGAUGACUCUCUGUCCCUGGCCAAGGACAACAGCCACAACAGCAGCUUUGAGCUUGCAGGAUCCAUGAUUACUUCUUACCAGCCUGUCAAUCAUCAGCGCUCCACAGGAAGAGGUGUCUCCAACUCCUCCAUUUUCCGCUCCCCUUCUCCCUGCCUCUUCAGACCCAGCUUACUCAGCUCUUGCUCUAAGAGUUCAGGCAAACUCUCUGAGCCUUCUCUCUGCCUCCCUGUUGAGGACUCCCAAGACCUCUACGCACCUCCAUCCCCAGGUGCUGAUUCGGGGCCCCUGGGUGGAGCAGCUUCUGGUCCUGUCCUGGGAGGUGACUCCCAAGGUCGAUUUUCCCUGGAGGACGACACCCACUCACAGUUACUUGAUGCAGACGGCUUCCUUAACGUGGGGCCUCGCCCCGGUGCUCCUCGCUCCCACAAGAGACAGCUGAUCCUGGACAGCUUGGAUGAAAAUGCAAUGGAUGCCAACAUGGGGGAGCUGUUAGGGCUGUGCUCAGGUGUGUUUGGGGCGGCAGAGAGUGGCUCCAGUAGGGGCGGAGGCCUCGGAUCAACACAGGAGGAUGAGCUGCUUGGGUUGUGCUCUGGAGCAUUUCCACCAACACAGGCAGGAGAGGAGCAGACGGAAACAGACAAGAGUAAAGAGGGAGGACAUGAUGAAGAAUCUGACAGCACCAUGGAUCAGCUGCUGGGGCUGUGCUCAGGAAAAUUCCCUAGUCCAGGUUCUGCUCACACAGCUUCACCAGCACAAGACAGUAAAAAGAAGAUAGAGGAGGAGGAGGAGCAGCAGGAGGAAGAGGACUGCGAGUUCCGGCUUCUGUCAGAUGUAGACAGUGAAAAGGAGGAGAAUGACGAGGAUGGUGGAGAAGAUGAGGAUGAGGAUGGAGAGGAGGAGGCAGAUGCUGGUGAGGAAGGGUACAGUGAUGUAGAAGAGGAAGAGAUGCAGGGUGUGUUUGGUGCCCACCGCGUCAAGAAAAAGAAGAAAAUGCAUUUGGCUGACUACGUGGACUCAGAGGCUGAGCUGUCGGGCAGUGACUUGGGGAGCGACGAUGAGGAUGGUGACAGAGGGAGCGAAUACGAGGAAGAGGAGCUUCUUGAAGACCUUCCCUCUGAUGAAGAGCUGCACGAACAGGUCAACAAGAUCCACAUGAAGCACAUACUGGAUGAUGACAAGCGACGUCUGAGGCUCUACCAGGAGCGCUACCUGGCUGAUGGCGACCUGCACUCUGAUGGCCCGGGACGAGCUCGGCGCUUCCGCUGGAAAAACAUUGACGAUGGUUUCAACAUGGACAGGAUGGGAGCAGAGGGGGAGGACGAGGGGGAGGAAGAUGAAGACAUCGACCAGAGUGAGGUCCAGAGGAGGAAAGAAAGACUGGAGAGAGAACAGUGGCUCAGAGAACAAUCUGAAGAGAAAACCAAGAAAGGGGAAGAUUUGGAUGCAGACGAUGAGAGGAUCGGAGAGGAAGACAGUCACUUUAUGAAGCUGGCCAAGAAACUGACUGCCAAGACUCUGCAGAGAAAAGAGCUCCCUGUGGCACCGCAAACAGAAAAGAAGACCCCAUCGGCUCUGAAUCCCUUCCAGAGGCCCUCACAGCCCUUACAGGUGAGGAGAGGUUCGCUACUGAGUCAACCUCACUCCGUCCUCCAGAAACUGGCUUCGAUCUCAGAGGGGAAUCCUCUGGCGCCCAGGAACAGCCGUGGAUUCCUGUUUCAAACGCUCUCACCUGAGAAGGACAACACGACCUCAAACGCUCCUCAGAAACAGAUGAUGAAGAAGAGGGGUCAGGCCGAGGCUGUGAACCCAGCAGCAAAGAGGGUCUGCAGGGAGAACAAACCUGCUGGACAGACUAAAGGCCCCCAGAGGAGCAUCUUCAGCUUCCUGGACCAGUGAGGACGCCAAACACUAAGUGAACGAUAAUCAUCAGCCGACUGGUAAGGGCCAGAACCUAUGAGCCACAUCCAGUGUUUCCUCAGAGACUUGAAAAAUGAUGGAGGUGACAAAAUUGUGUCUGACCACAGGCCACGGUAUCUGGUUAGACGUCUUUGCAUCCGUCUGUCUUAAAGCACAUAAAUACAAAUGGUCAUGUGUGUGUGAUUACGUGUUUACAUUGCCUUAAAAUGGCAAACUAGAGAACGCCAGUGAAGCAUCUUUUGAUGUUUUACUUGGUGAAGUUUGUCUUACACACACUUACCUCAGUUUUGAAUCCGUUACGCCGUCAGCAGCACUCCUCUGCGAAAUCUUACUCGAUUUAAUUUGGACAGCUUUAUGUUUGUCCAUUUAAAAUGUUUUAUUAUGUACAUAGGAUUGAUUUGGUUUUUAAUGGUUAGAGAUUUUUUUUUAUGAGGAUUUAAGUGUAUUUGUUUUAC